GAUUUGUACAAACAGAAUUUCAUGGUGAUGAUGAAGAUCAUGAAGAUUUCGCAGAUAGGUUCAUAUCAUAUAUUACUUUGGCUAAAGAGUUAGAAAAUGUACUUGAUAACUCUGAUAUAGGUGCAACAAUAGCACAUAUUUAUGGUACUAAUGCAGGAGGUAUAACGGGUACAGUCGCUUCUUUCCCAAAUGUUCUACUUGGACUUACAGCGGGAGGAUGCCUAACUAAUGCAGUACCAGUUGCACCAAAUGCUAGAGGAGGUGUUUCUAUUAUUCUAGCAGGAAUGCGAUCUGGACAAAGGCUUUGGUGGAUAAAAAAACAUUAUCCAACUGCUAAUAAAUAU
Molecule: messenger RNA, 344 nt
Organism: Racocetra persica
Lineage: Eukaryota; Fungi; Glomeromycota; Glomeromycetes; Diversisporales; Gigasporaceae
Source: the annotation of a GenBank genome assembly